GGUGUCACGUGACCGCGGUGCACAUGACUCACUCGUUCACCUGCAGGUCAGGUGUGUGAGGCUCACAUUAGAGCUGGAAUCAUGGAGGUGAAAGUGCGGCUGUUCCACCGGUGUGAGCUCGUCCUGUUCUUCUCCUUCCUCCUCCUCCUCCACUUCCGAACAGUCCGCGGAGUGUGGCCUUUGCCCCAGAGCUUCACAUCGUCCCCGGAGCGCGUGUCUCUGCAGCCUGGGGCUUUUUACUUCACCUAUGGACUACAGUCUGAGGUCACAGCGGGCUGCUCUGUGCUGGACGAGGCUUUCAUUCGAUAUUUCCCUUUGAUAUUCCCUGACUAUUUUCAGAAACAAAGUCUCUCUCCACGGUCAGCCCAAGACUCCUCCUUUACUUUAGAGGUUAGUGUGGACCAGGAUGACUGCGAGGGUUACCCAGCUCAAGACUCCUCAGAACGCUACAAUCUUACCAUUGCAGCGGGACAUGGUAUUCUGAGUGCAGAGUCAGUGUGGGGAGCAUUGAGAGGUCUGGAGAGCUUCAGUCAACUCGUCUAUCAAGAUGACUCUGGCACUUAUUAUGUGAAUAAGACGGACAUUGAGGACUUCCCCCAGUUUCCAUUCCGUGGGAUUCUGUUGGACACGUCACGUCACUAUUUGCCUUUACAGGCAAUAUUAAAAACUCUGGAUGGAAUGGCCUACAGUAAAUUCAAUGUGUUUCACUGGCACAUUGUGGACGACCCUUCAUUUCCUUAUCAAAGCCGAACCUUUCCUAACCUGUCCAGUAAGGGGGCGUACCAUCCCUCCACCCACAUCUACACACAGACAGAUGUGCGGAAGGUCAUCGCACAUGCCCGACUGCGUGGCAUCAGAGUUCUGCCUGAGUUUGAUUCACCCGGGCACACCAGGUCAUGGGGCAAAGGGCAGCCUGAUCUGUUGACACCCUGCUACAGAGGCACUUCUCCAAGUGGGAAGUUUGGUCCAGUCAACCCGUCUCUGGCCUCCACCUACCAGUUCAUGUCCAUGUUAUUCAAGGAGGUGUCGCUGGUGUUUCCUGACUCCUAUGUCCACUUAGGGGGAGAUGAGGUGGACUUUACCUGCUGGAGAUCAAACCCAGAUGUCGUGGCAUUCAUGAACAAAAUGGGAUUCGGUUCAGACUUUACCAAACUGGAGGCAUUCUACAUGGAGAGUAUAGUAAACAUCAGCACGGCCCUCAACAGAACAGCCAUCGUGUGGCAAGAUGUUUUUGACUACCAUGAAAAGAUCCCUAAGGACACUGUGCUGCACAUUUGGAAGGGCGUGCCAGCUGCAUACCACACGGAGCUGGCCCGGAUCACCAAAGCGGGCAUGAGGGUGAUCCUGGCAGCGCCCUGGUACAUCAACCACAUCAACUACGGGCAGGACUGGAGAAUUUACUACAGUGUCCAGCCACUCAACUUCACUGGCUCAGAGGAGCAGAAGAAGCUGGUGAUCGGUGGAGAGGUGUGUAUGUGGGGGGAGUAUGUGGAUGCCACGAACCUCAGUCCUCGUAUGUGGCCCAGGGCAAGUGCGGCUGCAGAGCGGCUGUGGAGCGAUGAAAAGCAGACUACCCGUGUUGACAAGGCCUUCCCCCGGCUGGAGGAGUUCCGCUGCAGGCUCCUCAGGCGUGGGAUCCAGGCAGAGCCGCUGUUUGUGGGUCACUGCAGACACGAGUACCAGGGAAUGUGACCAGAGGAGCCAUUCAUCCAGCCAGGCACCUUUCUCCUCUCUCUUUUUUACAAAUGACAAGUUUGAGCUAUGUUUUUUGUUUUUUUUUUCUUAUAUUUUAUUAUGUUAUUUUAAUAUGUGGUUUACAAAGAUAGCUCAGAGGUUACUUAACUAGUUAAGAUUAUUAUGUUUUUGACCUGCCUUAGGACAACAGAUGUAAACUAGCUAUUGUGCUAAUUCCGGCAUAUUUACAUUGAUGCUGUUUGUUGACAUGUUGAUUAAUAUGCACUGUCCUAAUUAAAAUCAAUAAAAUAAAAUAAAAUAAAAGGACUUUGAAGG
This is a messenger RNA of Periophthalmus magnuspinnatus, 2010 nucleotides long. It is a transcript of the gene hexa, whose product is annotated as hexosaminidase A (alpha polypeptide). The record is from RefSeq and is a predicted model, not a curated record. Gene Ontology annotation, molecular function: beta-N-acetylhexosaminidase activity. Gene Ontology annotation, biological process: carbohydrate metabolic process; glycosaminoglycan metabolic process; ganglioside catabolic process. Gene Ontology annotation, cellular component: membrane. NCBI's taxonomy places the organism in Eukaryota, Metazoa, Chordata, Actinopteri, Gobiiformes, Gobiidae. The transcript has 14 exons. Bases 82 to 1692 code for a protein of 536 amino acids.